AUGUCGUCCCGUGGAGCCUUGAUGAUAAGUUUAGAUGGGUUCAAAUUCCUCAAACACACGGUGUCGAAGGGCGGCUUGAAGACCAGGUGGUGGUGUGGGACGCACAACCACAGGGGAUGCCGUGCCGUCGUCUACACUGUGGCCGACAAGGCAUAUCCUAACCAGACCUUUCUUUCAGACCGGCCCACAUUCUUCACCUCCAAAAUCGGCGCGCGUCUGAUGCAACUCCGAGGGUAUCACUACACCAGGCGUUCUGUCUGCUCCUCCAAGGUCCGGUGGCUCUGCACCGAGAGUAGAGACAGGAACUGCCACGCCGUUGUGGUCACCAUUGGGAGGACCAUCAUCGAUAGGCACAAUAAGCACAACCAUCCACCGAAAUAGCAUUAGGCCCGCUCUGCUGAUGCGGAGAUGAAAAGUGACUUUGGGAUAGGAAAACUGUGAAGGUUUUAGUGGACUUGGAACCUCGUUUGACAUGUUUUAGGAUAUUUCGGAAGUGUAAGUGUUCGUGAGUACGUGACGUGUGUAACGUACCUACUAAAGCCUGGUCCGUAAGCACGUAGAAUC
Molecule: messenger RNA, 564 nt
Organism: Ostrinia furnacalis (Asian corn borer)
Lineage: Eukaryota; Metazoa; Arthropoda; Insecta; Lepidoptera; Crambidae
Exons: 2
Coding region: 1-381 (126 amino acids)
Source: RefSeq, a predicted model, not a curated record